Molecule: messenger RNA, 4906 nt
Organism: Myodes glareolus (Bank vole)
Lineage: Eukaryota; Metazoa; Chordata; Mammalia; Rodentia; Cricetidae
Gene: Syde2
Product: synapse defective Rho GTPase homolog 2
Biological process (GO): cell migration; signal transduction; regulation of Ras protein signal transduction
Cellular component (GO): synaptic membrane
Molecular function (GO): GTPase activator activity
Source: RefSeq, a predicted model, not a curated record
UCGGGGCCAGCAGCCACCUCUCCCCCACGGCGCAGCCGUGCGCCCAGCCCGCGGCCCCCGAGGCGGCGACCGCCCUUCGCAGCAGGUGUCCCCGCCCCGGUCGCCUUCGGAGGAGUCCGGGGUAGGACGGCCGCCGAGUCCUCGGAUGAGGCUGUCCAGUUGCAGAAGUCUCGAGAGCCUCCGCGUGAACCCCCAGCCGCCGCUGCUCCAGCGGUGGGUGAGCGACAGCUGGAUCUCGUGCGCCGCGCACCGGGACAGGGACGAGCCCCCGCCACGUGUAGGUGGGAUGGACGGCUGGAGCCGGGACAACCACCGGGCUGCUGCGUCCGCCGCCCUCCUGCCUUCCAUCUGCCAGGACCCGGGCCGGUCCUCGGGACGUCCCUAUAGGAAUCUUGUGGGGACCUCUGCGAUACCCAGCAGCCAAGAGGACCGUCCCGAGGGGCCUCCCCUCAAGCCACCUGCGGUGACAGUCAAGAAGCUGCAGAGGUGGAUGUACAAAGGACGCCUGCUGUCCCUGGGGAUGAAGGGUCGCGCUCGUGGGACAGCACCCAAAGUUCCCGGAGCGCAGGCAACUUCUCCAAAUUUGGGCAGUUGGAAAGUGCACGAAAACCACGUCCUCUCGGUGACUGCGGACCAAAGAAUCGCACUGACAGCAGACUUGUUUGAAAAUGUCUAUGGAUCUCCAUCGAAGAAAAGGGAACCUGAGGAUGUAAAGGGUAACACUGAACUUAGAGGUCAGCAGCCCCUUAACAACAUCACUGUCUCCAAGAAACGCAAUUGGCUGUACCAGAGCACCCUGAGGUCUCAGAGUCUGGAAGAGAGGAAGCGAUGCCAAGAGAGAAGCAAUUUCCCGCUCUCCCCGGUGUCGCCACCCAGACAUGCGCCGUCGCAGCCUUUCUGCAAGUCCCCAAGGGAACACUCCACACAUGCGGCGUGUGAUGCCGCCAGCUCUGCAUUCUCAGGAAGCUGCGCUGUAGACUUCAGUGAGGACAACGAUGCUGACGAUGAGGGGGAGAUAUGGUACAACCCCAUCCCCGAGGAAGACGACCUUGGCGCAGCAGGUGCCUUGAGUCUUGAGGAGGCAAACACUGCCACAGUGAAGCUCCCUGCUCUCCGUGCGAACCUGGUGUCUGCAAGAGACCUGAGGAAGGCCGAGGAGCGGCUGUGUCCUGCCCAGCAUGCAGGUGACGUGCCGAGCACACAGUCAGAUGAAAUUAGCCCUGUAGACUCCAUCCAGUUCACAGAGGUUCCGCAGCAGCGCAGGCAGAGGUUAGGACCCAGGACACAGGAAGGCAUCACGGCAGAGGACAGCCCCGUGCUGAAAUCUGCUUUUACAGGUCCUGGCAUCUUGGUUUCUGCAAAUAGGAGUGAAUUGAGAGCUAUGGAGUCAUCUUCUCCGAGCCCCAGCCCUGCGAAGAAAGGCAGUUCCAUUACUUGGUCUUUGCCAGAUAAAAUAAAAUCUCCACGCACUGUGAGGAAACUGUCCAUGAAGAUGAAAAGGUUGCCAGAAUUCAGCCGGAAGCUGGGUGCCAGGGGACCCUCGCACUAUAUGAACAGUCCAGAGAGUACCCCUUCCAAGUGCAGCUGUCGCCAGCUGCCUCGUGGAGCCCCUCUCCCCUCUGGGAACCCGACCAGGAACGUUAUAAGCCGGUACCAUCUUGAUACCACAGUAUCGUCCCAACACAGCUACCAGAAGAAAGCCACUGGGAGCUCAAAAUAUUCCUGCAAGGGUGGUUACCUUAGCGAUGGAGAUUCACCUGAACUUAGAACUAAAUCGAGCAAGCAUGGAUCCGAGCACAAACUUGGGAAAGGAAGAGAAGCCAUUCCGAGCAGUUGUAGCAAAAACGAUAUAGAUAUAGAUGCCUUUAGACACUACAGCUUUGCCGAUCAGCCCAAGUGCUCACAGUACAUAUCGGGCCUCAUGAGUGUGCACUUCUAUGGAGCAGAGGGGCUAAAGCCACCCCGGAUAGAUUCCAAAGACGUCUUCUGUGCAAUUCAGGUAGACUCGGUGAACAAAGCCAGGACAGCUUUGCUCACUUGUCGGACGACGUUCUUAGACAUGGACCACACUUUCAACAUAGAGAUCGAAAACGCACAGCAUUUGAAGCUGGUGGUGUUCAGCUGGGAGCCCACUCCGAGGAGAAACCGAGUGUGCUGUCACGGCACCAUCGUCCUGCCCACUUUAUUCAGGGUGACAAAGACACACCAGCUGGCGGUCAAACUUGAACCCAGAGGCCUUAUUUAUGUCAAGGUGACCCUCAUGGAACAGUGGGAGAAUUCUCUCCAUGGCCUGGAUAAGAACCGGGAAUCAGUCAUGUUUGGUGUUGACAUUCAGAAGGUUGUGGAGAAAGAAAACGCGGGGUCGAUGGUGCCGCUGCUGAUACAGAAAUGUAUCGUGGAAAUUGAGAAGAGGGGCUGCCAGGUCGUAGGCCUGUACCGAUUGUGUGGCUCAGCAGCUGUCAAGAAAGAGCUUCGGGAAGCUUUCGAGAAGGAUAGCAAAACUGUUGGUCUGUGUGAAAACCAGUACCCAGAUAUAAAUGUAAUAACAGGUGUCCUUAAGGACUAUCUAAGAGAGCUCCCUUCUCCGCUGAUAACGAAGCAGCUGUACGAGGCUCUGUUAGACGCGAUGGUGAAAAGUCCUCUGAAAAUGCCACCAAAUGGCUGUGAGUCCGAGUCCAGUGACUCUGCGUUCACCGUCAGCCUGCUGAAUUGCUUGCCGGAUGUUGAGAAGGCAACCCUAAAGAUGUUGCUAGAUCACCUGAAGUUGGUGGCUUCGUACCACGAAGUGAAUAAGAUGACCUGCCAGAAUCUGGCUGUGUGCUUUGGACCAGUGCUGCUCAAUCAGAGGCAAGAGACUUCGACCCACAACAACAGAGUCUUCACGGAUUCCGAAGAACUCGCCAGCGCUUUGGAUUUUAAAAAACACAUUGAAGUUCUUCAUUACCUCCUUCAGCUCUGGCCAGUGCAACGUUUAACUGUGAAAGAACCCACCGACAGUUUGUACCUGGAGCAGUCAUCUCUGCAUUAUCUGAGGCGAAAGAAAGAGCGACCAUGUGUAUUGAAUCUGAGCAGCGCGGACUUAUCAGGGGUGCUGAGGCCACGGCAGGCCAGGUUGGAUAGUCCACUCAGCAAUCGCUACGCGGGAGACUGGAGCAGCUGUGGGGAAAACUAUGUUCUAAAUAUGAAAGAAAAUCUCAAAGAUUUGGAUUAUGAUGAUGUUCCCUUAGAAGAUGGAGAAAAUACCGAUUACAGCAAAGUGGAUGGAGCAGAGGUCACGCUUGAGCAGCCAGUCCCCAUCUCUAAAUCGUGCACAUUUCAGACGUACUUGACAAUGGAGACGUUUGAGUCUACAGUGCAUCAGAAAGCUAACCUCAGAGAUCUGCAAGAAAGUAUCGAUACCUUGAUUGGCAAUCUGGAACGUGAGCUCAACAAAAACAAGCUGAAUAUGAGUGUCUGAGAUGGGAGGACGGGCAGUUUUAUUUGUGAUGACGUCAUUAGGUGUCAGGUCAAUCCUCAGCUUCCUGUCUUGUUCCUCAUGGUGUCUCUCUGUUUUGUUUUGUUUUGUUUUGUUUUUAAAUGUUGAAACUGCAAGUUAAUUCCUAAUAUGUUCAGGUGAUUCACCGAUAGUCACGAUUCAUUAAUACAGUUACUUUAGUUAUGAACCGUUUUAGGGUAAAGGUAGCUUUGGAGGCAUUUUAAUAAACCUUGCAGGUUGGAUGGAGGAAACCUGGAGGUGUUUAUAAGGGUGGGGGAUGUUAUUACCCCUGCGCGACCUGGGUGCAUUGUGAGAAUUGCUCCUCUGUAGGUGGGGACAGAUGUCCCCUGCAGAGGACACUGCAGCUGGCCCAGCUGAUUUGCAGUCAGAGUCCUUGUGCAAUGUCAUUUGGUCACAUUUCAUUUGCAAUACGAAUGCUGCUAUAAGAAAACUUUUUUAUAAAUGUAAAAUUAUACAGAUAUUAAUGUAUUUUGUAUUAACAUUCAGUAAUUAUUUAAGCUUAUAAAAUUAAAUAUUUUUAUGAUUCUGAGGAUAUGUAUAUAUUUAUAUAAGUGCACUGUAUAUUUAGGCUUUACCUGAGGGAAGGGGUUGACUGUAGAAUUCCAUGUAUUUUAAAAACUAUGUGUCAUGAGGCCAAAUUUAUUAGCUUAAAAAAUGUGUUCUUCAGGGAAAGAUUAUUUAAAUUAAAAGCUAAGUUACAGAAGAACCACUUGAAUAGAAGCACAGCAGACAUGUGUGAGUAGAAAUGGCAGCCCCUAUUCUGCUCCAGGCAUCCCAAGAAAAUUCAAGCUUCCAGCUGAGCCCUUCAGCUGACCGGGCCAAGUGACCUGCACUCGUUACUUAAGGAAACUUCACCUGUUCUGUGCCUUUUUGUUUUCUGUGAGGCUUUAAGUGUUUGUAGCGGUACGCUUAAAACACUGGCUUCAUAAUUGCCCUUGUUUCUAAAGAAGUCAUCUUGCCAGGAUGCUACAUGGUACAGUUUUUUGUUUUUUUUAAAAUUAACUUAUUUUGGCUAAGUACAUCUAUGGGGUGGUUGUUACAGAAAUCACAGUGGUGUUUGAAAAAUGUAAAUUUAGAAGGCUUUUAAAAAUUAGAUUGUAAUGUGUAUAAAGCUUUUAUGCUUACAGAAUGUGUAGUUUUAAAAGUGUGGGCAACUUGAGUUGCCGAGUUUAAAGUGUGAUAACUAUGCAGAAACUGGUUUCUUAAUGUUUUUCUAAAUAUUAAAGUUUUUAAUGUAACAGCCAUUCUUAUGUAAUACACAUAACAUCCAGGUAUUUAAUUUGAAAGCCACUAGUAUAAAGAAAAUAACUAUUUUUAUAUGAGACUUCCAUUUUUUUAAAACCUGUAACAAAUCCCAGAGACUGUAACAGGUGUACGUCAUGAGUAAACAGUGUUUUAAAUGUUUUGUAA